Molecule: messenger RNA, 1617 nt
Organism: Gadus macrocephalus (Pacific cod)
Lineage: Eukaryota; Metazoa; Chordata; Actinopteri; Gadiformes; Gadidae
Product: transmembrane protein 41A-B-like
Exons: 5
Coding region: 104-910 (268 amino acids)
Source: RefSeq, a predicted model, not a curated record
CUUUCGCCAGCACACGUUGUCAAAUGGUGUGUAGCAGAACAAACUAAGAAAACAUAAUCACUGGUUAACUUACAAAGGACUGGAAUUGUAUAGCAUCAGAAAAAUGCGUUCCAUAGUUGGACUGCUGGGCGUCCUGUCCGCGGCAACCUGCUACCUUUACCUGCUGUCCACGCACCUGCCCGCCGUCUCCCCAAUCCCAUCAGACAACACAGACGAGGACUCGGAAGUCAAGGAGUAUCGGCUGAAGUUCCCUUCUGACCUGGACGAGCUAAGGGAGCUAGCGGAGACGCUAAAGUUCUACAAGAGAGAACACCACAACUAUGUCCUCCUGCUGUUCUGCAGCGCCUACCUCUACAAACAGUCUUUCGCCAUCCCUGGGUCCUCCUUCUUGAACAUGCUGGCCGGGGCUCUGUUUGGGACCUGGGAGGGUCUGGCCCUGGCCUGCCUCCUGACCACCUCGGGCUCCACCUUCUGCUACCUGCUCUCCUCCGCUUUCGGGAAGGAGCAUGUCAUCCGCCUCUUCCCUGACAAAGUGGCCUUGCUGCAGAGAAAGGUGGAGGAGAACAAGAGAAGUCUCUUCUUCUUCCUCCUCUUCCUGCGUUUGUUCCCCAUGACACCUAACUGGUUCCUUAAUGUCACCUCCCCCAUCCUCAACAUACCCCUGACUCUCUUCUUCCCCACUGUGCUGAUAGGUUUGAUUCCGUAUAACUUCAUCUGUGUCCGGACCGGGUCCAUUCUGUCCAAGAUCUCCUCCAUGGAUGACAUCUUCUCCUGGGGAACGCUGGCUCAGCUCCUGGCCAUCGCCUGCGGGGCUCUCCUCCCGGGUGCACUGAUCCGCCGCUACAGCCAGGCGGCCCUGGACGGCGCCGAGCAGACACAGGACAGAGGCCAGCACCACAAGGCCCAAUGAGGGGGGACAACAACACAGAUGAGAAACAAAAGAAUAGGAGGAGGUGGACUGGGACGACAAUGUUUCACAAGGUGGUGAGCUUCUAUCCCCAACGCUCUCCAGCAUUACAAUAGGUGAUUUUAUUAUGGUGUGUGCUGCUUUCUUAAACUAAAACGUCUUAAAUCUGUGUCUGGGUCAAGGUAAAACCAAGCUUAAACCGUUCAAGGUGAAUUAUUUUACAUAGUUGACUUUCUCUUCACUGCUCAGAAUAUUUGUACUCUUUUUUUAGCGUUGUGCUCUCAGGACAGAGUGUCUGCUGACACUCUGCUAUGUCCAGCAGUGCUCAAGACCCUGAGCUCCAUUGUAAUUUCUUAGUAGUACUAAAGAAUGCGGUUGGAACCAUCUACAGCCUUCACUGACAUUCUCCGCGGGAUGUUGUCCUCCGUGGAACGCAGUGUGCAAUAGAUGCACCCUGUCCUUUCUGAUCAAGACACUUCCUUUUUUGCAGAAGUAAACUAAGUAUAUUUCGUGAAAUGCAUGUGUAAGUUGAUAACGCACACAGCGAAAUCCAGACAUUUUGUAUUUGUUGACAUAGGCUUUGACUUCAUGGGCUUUGACAAGCAGGGUUUGCAUGGGGAAUGGAGGCUUGUGUCAGAGUACUAUGAAUACUGGUCCUGUUAGAUUCUUAAGACAAUUACUUUUUCUAUAAAAAAAUAAUUGAAAGGGUU